AUGAAAAAUAGAACCACUCGAUUUAAUUCCCGAGCCGAGAUCUGUGGCAUAUGCCUAAACCCAAUCGAGUUUCAAGGAAAAUUGGACUGUUGCAAGCAUCCAUUCUGUUUUGACUGCAUUGAAAGGUGGUCUGAGGUAAUUUCUAUUUAGACAGAAAACACAUGUCCUCUAUGCAAGCUAAGGUUCACUUCUAUUACAAGAGUUUCACAUAGAGUGAAUUAUUGUACACAUAAAAAGCCAGACAUUUUGCACGUAAAGCAUAAAAGCCAAAGAGAUGUCCUCGAUAACCAGUUUAGAUUAGUUUUCAGGCAUAAUGAGCAUGAACUAGAUAUGAAUCUAGGAAGAAUUGUUUUUCAAGAAUUCCAGAGAGGGAGAAGCAAUGAAUCAGUUUUAAGAGCUUUGAUCUCUUAUUUUUAUCUUAAUUUAGAAAAUUAA
Molecule: messenger RNA, 435 nt
Organism: Blepharisma stoltei
Lineage: Eukaryota; Ciliophora; Heterotrichea; Heterotrichida; Blepharismidae
Source: the annotation of a GenBank genome assembly